AUGAGUUGGUAUUACUGGCAGAAGUGAAAUCCGGUUAUAUAGAAAAUUUUUCGUCAACAGUGAAUAAUGCUUAAAGAUGUAGAGAAUAUCGUCGUAGGAAUAGCAUAGGAUCUACUGCCCUCUACAGCUAUAUCAGUCGGUUGUUCUAUUGUAUUUUUUUCUACCGAGGAGAAUAUAAAAAGUCAAUGUUUUGCGUUACCAUGGUUGCGGUUUCAUGAUGAAGAGAACAUCGCUGAAAAUCGUCUUCGAAAUCCAAAUCAAUUCGGUGAUUUGCCCAAACACUCGGUUAGAUCCAUCUAAAUGGAUACAUUUACGUGUGGGCUUACUAGGAUGGUAUCUACGGAGCCGUUUAUUAAAGGCUCGGUUCCCACUGCAUGUAGACGAGAAGAUGCGGGUAGAACGGACUUUUCCUUUGUGUAGUGCUUCUAGGCAUCUCUACUCUGCUUUAAUUGGCGAAAGAUUGUGUGUUGAACUGGUGCAACUAUAUCAAAUGGGAUCCAAGGUUCUCGCCUCAUUUAAUACAGAUGUGAACGAUAUUGUUUUUGAGAGUCCGGAGAUAAUUAGAGAGAAACAAAUUCGAACUGAGCAGCACACCAUGAUUAUGCAUACUACACAUCAUUUUCCGGGAAUCGCAAAUCCAUACGUGAAUGCGACGAUCACAGUACGACUUGUACGUAUCAACGAUUGUUCUCUUGAAAUUUCUCGCGAUGGAGGCUACAACUUAACUCUUGGGCUAAAAGCUUCUGAGAAUCCUCACUAUGAGGCUCCACUUAACGAACCUUCAUUUGCGACCCACUGGUCAGAAAAUGCUUAUCCUCUUCGGCCAUGUCAAAGAAUGGCGAUAUCGCGACCUGAACCUCCCAGGUUACUUAAGCCUGGAAAGCGGCAAAUCUUUUGCGUUAGGCGUGUUGACGAUCGACUCAUCGGGCGCACACCGUCUGUUCCGCCGCCUUCCCAUAAUGUGAAUCGUGCAACAGCCACGUCCAAUUAUGUUGCAGCACGAAGGGCGCCGUCCCCUAUGCAAAGAAGCAAUUCACAUAUGGAUACGGUUUCGAGUUUACUUCGCCGAAAGCCUAAAAUAAAUCAAGGCAUGAAGUUGUAUGAACCAGAAUACGAAAAAAAAUACGGGUGGGGAUUUCAAGAUCAGUAUCAACCGAGGGAUAGCCCUUCACCGUCAACUUUUGAUAGAUUAUCAUGCGAAGGCCGUCGUCGAAUGGGCUGGGAAGUUGAAGAUACGGAUUUUACUCAUCGACAGGAUUUAGGCGAAUCACAUUCUUCCCAGAAGCGCGAUACAGACAGUUACUGGAUCAACCAUAAUUCAGAAAUUUGCACCCUUUGUACCCUUUAUUACGAGUACUUCGGUCGCCACUAUCCAAUGCACAUUAUGUAACCCAGAGGAGCAUCAAAUGUCAUCUUUUACUAAAAGAAAUGCAGAGAACACGAUUAGCGUUACUUUAAGUAUUAAAUGUUCUAUUAGUACGUUGCUCUUUUAUUAUGUUAUCAAUACACAGUUUAAACGUUU
Daphnia carinata is the source of this 1522-nucleotide messenger RNA. RefSeq lists its product as uncharacterized. Gene Ontology annotation, biological process: spermatogenesis. NCBI's taxonomy places the organism in Eukaryota, Metazoa, Arthropoda, Branchiopoda, Diplostraca, Daphniidae. The transcript is spliced from 5 exons. The record is from RefSeq and is a predicted model, not a curated record. Gene Ontology annotation, molecular function: myosin light chain binding. Bases 215 to 1390 code for a protein of 391 amino acids.